AUUCCUCCAGCAGCAACUAAGGAGAAGCACAACUUCGCGGAGUUGGAAACUAUCGAUCUUUCAAAGCUGGAUGGUGAUGAGGAAGCACAACAAGAACUGGUCGCUGAUGUCAAGAGAGCAAUCAGGGAGGACGGUUUCCUGUUCCUGGAAAACUACGGAAUCAGUCUUGAGCAGCUCCAUCGUCAAUUCUCCAUUGCACACUACCUCUUUAACAACAUUUCUGAGGAAGACAAGGAGCGACUUCUGUUCCAUCCGUCUACUGGCAGAUGGGCUGGUUGGAAGCACGAGUACGGCUUCAAAAGACAUCGUCAACAAAAGGAUGGCAUCAACCAAUUCAACUGGUACAAGGAGCAGUGGGAGAACGAUGACUUUCUGCCUGCGUGCGUCUUGCCUNUUAUGGACGAGAUCAGGGCUUUCUCUGAGUAUUUGACUAACUCGGUCAACCGUCGCCUACUAACACUCUUUUCUCGUGUUCUCGAGCUGCCCGAUGAUUGGCUUUGGAACAAUGUUCAGUCCCAUGGCUCUCCCUCUGGCGAAGGAUACUUCCGCCAUGCUCUUNUCAGACCGGUCAACGAAAAGACGCUUGAAAGGUCGAAGAACAUCAGAAUGCACGGCCACACGGACUUCGGUCUCACUACCCUACUCUUCUCGGUGCCCAUCUCGUGCCUCCAGAUUUGGGGUCAAGAUGAGCAGUGGCAUUACGCUCCAUAUCGCCCUGGGGCUCUUGUGAUCAACAUUGGAGAAACCCUCGAGAUCGUUUCAGGUGGUCAUUUCAAGGCAACCAGACAUCGCGUGUUCUCUCCUCCCGCCGAUCAGCUCCAGGAAGAGCGACUGUCUAUCGUUCAGUUCCAGUCAAGCGUUGGCCAUCUGAGAAUGACUCCGNCCAUCGAGUCGCCACUGAUUCAAAGAGAGGGCUGCGUUGAAGAUCAGGGCGUCUACAGAGAAUUCAAACGAGUGAUGGACCUUGGCUUCCCAAUCCCAACUAACCAGCAGUGGCGUGAGAUCCAGAUUGCUGAAGCAACUGAUCCUACCGAUGAUCAGCGUAAUAGAAUUGGUGCAGACCAGGUCUUAGUAAAAGGAAAAUUGAUGCAACAGCGUGAAUAUAUGGGUGUUAAGGUACUUCUACCGGUA
This is a messenger RNA of Aureobasidium vineae, 1131 nucleotides long. The record is from the annotation of a GenBank genome assembly. NCBI's taxonomy places the organism in Eukaryota, Fungi, Ascomycota, Dothideomycetes, Dothideales, Saccotheciaceae.